This is a messenger RNA of Planococcus citri (citrus mealybug), 2002 nucleotides long. RefSeq lists its product as uncharacterized. The transcript has 9 exons. Bases 369 to 1493 code for a protein of 374 amino acids. NCBI's taxonomy places the organism in Eukaryota, Metazoa, Arthropoda, Insecta, Hemiptera, Pseudococcidae. Gene Ontology annotation, biological process: central nervous system formation; innate immune response. Gene Ontology annotation, cellular component: extracellular region. Gene Ontology annotation, molecular function: growth factor activity; Toll binding. The record is from RefSeq and is a predicted model, not a curated record.
UAUCGACAUGAACCAAAGCCAGAGGGGCAACUUGUUAUAAAGUUGCGUACUCGUACUAAUUAUCAUUUCAGUAAUGAAGUUCCGUUCUUUCGAGACGGAUACGCGUUACGUAUUUUAACGUUAAUAUUACUUAUCGUCGCGUUGUUUUUUAAAAAAAAGUGUUAAAUAGUGUUUGUUGUUUUUUGUGCAUUUUUUUCAACUGUGUAAGAUUUGAUUUGAAUUUUUUUUUUCAUUUUGUCCAGUGUUAUAUCGCGAUUAAAUAAAAACUUGAAGAUAUACUCGACGUGCAUCGAAGUGGCUGCUGGUGUGUUUUUUUUGCAUCGAGAUACCCGUUUACCUAUACGUACUUACCUAUCUUGAGUGUCAUAAUGAAGAACCAUACUGGGAAACGCAGAUUUACAAUUAAACUAUUAAGUUUAAUGUUUUUAAUGGUGCAAGAAAUUUCGAUAUUACAAGCUUUACCUCAACGAGGGACCUCGAACGAACCUCCCACCUCGGCUGGUAAUAUGGCCAGAGAAGCUUCGGAUGACGCGAAGUACGUUUUCAAUGGUUUAUACAAGUCGAAUUCGAUAUUCUCAAUGACCUUUCCGUCUCUGUUGAUGAGACCUGAGUUAGUCGCGUCCUAUGCAGAAGUUAGGUUUGCCUAUUUUUACGACAUGUUUGGGAGGAAAAUAUCACCUCCGUAUCCUCUCGCAACCUCACCACCUGACUUCGGUGUGAAUAAACCUUUCAGAUUGGAUUCAAUUACCGGAUUGUGCUACUACAAAGCUGCCAAAACACUUCCUCGAAGGGUUGAUGAUACUGGUACUCGCAAUGGACCUCAAAAAACCAACCUUAGUACUUCAAUUCGUACCACAACAAAGGAGGAAAUAAAAGACGACAGCGUCAAGUUUCCCACAAAUCGUCCUUCGAACGGUGGAAAUGCGAAUCAACCAGUCUCGCCAGUCUCGCCAGUCUCGGUGACUCGUAAUAAAAUCGUCGACGAGAUCGCUCUUGAUCCGAGGGAUAUGAAAAAAUGCCAACAGAAUUUUCGCGAUUGUGAAAAAUUAAAUUAUUAUCCUACCAACGUCGUGGAAAAACUUCUCUCAGAGGGGAAAAUUAAUAAAAAUUUACUCUUUAACGAGAAUAUAAAAUUUGAAAUAAAUACCAGACUCGAAGGCAGCGGAGAUGACGGUUCGGGUAAAAAGCAAUUUUGCAGUUACAAAGAGGAUAUAAUGUACCCUGAUGCGGGUAAAAAUAAAGAUGGAGAAUAUCGUUUCAUCGUUCAAUUACCUAAAUAUAAUAUCACUCAAGGUAUUCGUACCGAAACAUGCGUCUCCAGAGGAGAUAACAGCUGCGGAGGAUUGAAAACACAUCUACCAUCGUAUUACCAGCUCGAAUGUGUUCAGAAAUACGCCUACAAGCAACUGGUCACAUUUUCAUCAACCGGAUCAGUUCAAGAGCCGAUUGAAAUUCCGAGCUGUUGCGUUUGCAUGUACAGCGAUAAGAAGUAAAUCCUUGAACCAGUUUCGACGGUUGCGGCUUAUCGAAGUUGGAAUUUUUUUUUCUUUGAAAGGAUGUAAAUUUUUAGAUGCAGUUCGAAUUUUGAACGAUGUGAUAAAUAUACGAUUUUGAUACACGAAUCAGUUACGUAUUUAUUUUAAAGACGAAUUCAAAUUUUACCUCACACAAUCGAUGGUAAAUGCGGUUGACGUUGAGUAACUCGAUUUGGUAUUUUAAUUAUAUUUUUCUUUUUCUCCUCUGUUUUUGCAAUCUCUCUUUUCAUUUUUGCAUGGUAUUUUUAAGCGUUUUAUUUUAUAGUAAAUUAUAUCGUGUUGUUUUUUUUUUUUUUACCGAUCUCUGUAAUUAUUUACGGUGUUUAUAUUGUUCCAUGUCGGCUUAUCAAUGAUUAGAGUUAUGCUGUGAUUUUUAUUUUGUAAUUUUUUUUCCUUUUGUUAUCUUUUUAAUAUUUUUACGGCGAUUUUUUUUUUUCUUUCUUAGAUUAAAGUUUUCUACGAUGCUC